AUGAAAAGCUACAACGACCGCUAUGAAGAAAGAGUCCAAGAGGGGAGUCGCAAAGAUGGGACUCAGAAGCCACUCACAGAUCAGGCAAGAACCUCCUCCCAUAACACCAGCAAGACAACCCAUGCAGCAGCACAGCCGUUUCAAUGCCCACACUGUUGGCGGAGCUUCAAGCAUCGCAAUCCACUUGUUAUACAUGAGCGAACCCACACAGGGGAGAAACCCUAUUCAUGUUCAGUCUGUGGGAAAAGUUUCAGCUGCAGAUCAAACCUUUUUAGCCAUCAGAGGGUCCACACAGAGGAAAGGCCGUAUAAAUGUUCCGAUUGUGGGAAAAGUUUUAAAGCUGCUAGAGACCUCAAGGGUCACAGAAAGGUCCACACUGGAGAGAAACCAUAUCCAUGUCCAGAGUGUGGGAAAAGGUUUGGUGAUAAGAGGCAUCUUCUUAGACACGAGAAAACCCACACUGAAGUGAAACCAUUCAAAUGCUCACACUGUGGAAAGGGCUUCAGAUUGCGAGACAGCCUUGUUGUUCAUGAGAGAAUCCACACAGGAGACAAACCUUAUAAAUGCUCAGACUGUGGGAGAAGCUUCAGUUGCUGGUCAAACUUCAGCAGGCACGAGAAAAUCCAUGGAGGAGAGAAACUGUAUAAGUGUUCAGAUUGUGGGAAAAGCUGGAGGAAUAAGGCAGGCCUUACACUGCAUGAGAGAAUUCACACUGGCGAGAAACCUUACCACUGCGCAGAGUGUGGGGAAAACUUUCGGAGCAGCUCAAACUUUAUAAGACAUAAGAGAACCCACCGAGAAGACAAACCAUAUGAGUGCCUGGAAUGUGGCAAACGAUUUAUAACAAAACAUAAACUUAUUCGACAUGAGAGAGUCCACACUGGAGAGAAACCAUACUCUUGUUCAGAGUGCGAGAAGAGUUUCAGCGAAAAAUCAAGCCUCCGUCAACACAUGAGAGUCCACACAGGAGAGAAACCGUACGAAUGCUCCCUCUGCGGGAAGAGAUUCAGGCAGAGACCGCAUUUUGUUGAGCAUGAGAAAUUCCACCCUGGAAAGGAAUCCUAUGAGUGUUCAGAGUGUGGGAAAAGCUUCAACAAUUCCUUAAGCUUGCUGAGACAUCAGAAGAUCCACAUGGGUGAAACUCCCUACAAAUGCUUAGAAUGUGGGAAAAGCUUUGCCUCAAAGAGCGGUCAAGAGCAACAUCAAAGAAUCCACACAGGAGAGAAGCCAUAUCAGUGUCUGGAUUGUGGGAAGAAGUUCAGUUUCAAAGCAUCCCUGCAGGUACAUGAAAAAGGACACAUUGGAGAGAAGCCGUUUAAAUGCAUGGAGUGCGGCAAAUGCUAUAUUAAUAGUUCAGGCCUCAUAAGCCACCACAAAAUCCACAUGGGAGAGAAAGCAUCUAAAUCCUCAGAUGAGAGGGAAGGUUCCAGGAAGAGGACUGACCUGCCCCAAUAUGAGAGAGUCCACACACAGGAAAAACCUUUCCAGUGUGCACAGUGUGGGAAGACGUUUGCAAAGAAAGCAUAUUUGGCUGCACAUGGGAAAAUGCACAGAUGA
Euleptes europaea (tarantolino) is the source of this 1557-nucleotide messenger RNA. RefSeq names its product zinc finger protein OZF-like. The record is from RefSeq and is a predicted model, not a curated record. Gene Ontology annotation, molecular function: DNA-binding transcription factor activity; RNA polymerase II cis-regulatory region sequence-specific DNA binding. Lineage: Eukaryota; Metazoa; Chordata; Lepidosauria; Squamata; Sphaerodactylidae. Bases 1 to 1557 code for a protein of 518 amino acids. Gene Ontology annotation, biological process: regulation of transcription by RNA polymerase II. The transcript has 2 exons.